Molecule: messenger RNA, 1884 nt
Organism: Lampris incognitus (smalleye Pacific opah)
Lineage: Eukaryota; Metazoa; Chordata; Actinopteri; Lampriformes; Lampridae
Exons: 3
Biological process (GO): DNA integration
Molecular function (GO): nucleic acid binding
Source: RefSeq, a predicted model, not a curated record
AUGGCGGGAAUUAUUGGCGGUAUGGAACCAUUUGAGGAAUCCGGUGAACAAUGGGCUGCGUAUAUUGAGCGUUUUGAGAAUUAUAUCCUGGCUAAUGAGAUCAGGGAUGCUAAGAAGGUGCCGGUUCUAUUGAGUGUGAUAGGGCCAAAGACCUACGGAUUGUUGCGCAGUCUGAUUGCUCCAGAUAAGCCUGGGGAGAAGACAUCCAAAGUAGAGGCUGAACUGACCCGCCUCACUGACCUUGGCGUGACCUCACCAGUGGAGCAUAGUGACUGGGCCACACCCGUAGUUCCUGUCAACAAGAAGGAUGGCACGGUGAGACUUUGUGGUGAUUUCAAAGUCACCCUCAACCAAGCACUCUGUGUGGACAAGUAUCCUAUUCCACGCAUUGAGGAUCUCUUUGCAUCGCUAGCUGGAGGUCAAUGCUUCAGUAAACUGGACUUGUCAAACGCAUACCUACAGAUGGAAGUAGUGGAGGAGUCGAGGAAGCUACUGACUAUUUCCACACAAAAAGGACUUUUCUGCUACAACCGCUUGCCCUUCGGUAUUGCGUCGGCACCAGCGUUGUUCCAGAAGGCUAUGGAUCAAGUGCUCGUUGGAUUGCCAUUCACGCACUGUUAUCUCGAUGACAUUCUGGUUAGUGGGCCAGAUGAACAGACCCACCUGAAAGCCCUGGACGACGUUCUCAUGAGACUGGAGGAGUAUGGUCUCCAUGUCAAAAAGGAUAAGUGCAUGUUUUUCCAGGAGUCAGUAGAGUAUCUAGGUCAUAUCAUCGAUGCUGCCGGGCUCCACAAGUCGCCAGAGAAGGAACGCGCUGUUGUGGAGGCACUGGCACCCACCGACGUUAGCCAACUACGCUCGCUCCUCGGAAUGAUAAACUACUAUGGACGUUUCAUCCCGGACCUGGCAACCAUCCUGCAACCACUGAACGCACUGCUGCACAAAGGGAAGAAAUGGCAGUGGACUACAGCUUGUGAGGCAGUGUUCCGAAAAGUGAAAGAGCUCAUGGUAUCUCAGAAGGUGCUAACCCACUACAACCCUGAGCUGCCCCUCCGUCUAGCCUGUGACGCUUCACCCUAUGGGGUAGGGGCUGUACUCUCUCACGUCAUGCCUGAUGGUGUAGAGAAACCUAUCGCUUAUGCGUCAAGAACACUCAGCAAAGCAGAGCAGAACUACACCCAUAUUGAGCGAGAGGCGCUGGGGAUAGUCUUUGGCAUACGUAAGUUUCACCAGUAUCUCUAUGGUAACAAGUUCACUCUACUCACAGACCAUCGCCCGCUGACCUCCAUUCUCAGUCCAGAACUGUCUGUUUUCCUGACUCGUCAAAAUGACCUCACAAUCCAACAGGGAUGCCUCAUGUGGGGCACACGAGUGGUAGUGCCACCCAAGCUACGGCCCCGGGUGCUCAACGAGCUACAUACAGCACACCCAGGGGUAGUGAGGAUGAAAAGCUUGGCACGGUCGUUUGUGUGGUGGCCAGGUAUUGACUCUCAGAUCGAGCUCCAGGCCAAAUCCUGCCACUCAUGCCAGCGUAGUCAGAAAGAACCGAGUCUUGCCCCUCUACAUCCAUGGAUGUGGCCUUCCAGUCCUUGGGAAAGGAUUCACAUGGACUUUGCUGGUCCAUUUGAAGGACACAUGUAUCUUGUGGUAGUAGACGCUCAUUCUAAAUUGCCCGAGAUGCAAAUCAUGGAUAGCACCACAGCAAGCAAGACCAUCACAGUACUGAGGGGCCUUUUCAGUCGCCACGGCCUUCCUCACAUUCUCGUAAGCGACAAUGGACCCCAGUUCUGUUCUGAGGAAUUCGCCACAUUCCUGAAAGCCAAUGGAGUCAAGCACAUUCGCUCAGCGCCGUAUCACCCUGCUACGAACGGCCUGGCCGAGCGC